Molecule: messenger RNA, 1533 nt
Organism: Cuscuta epithymum
Lineage: Eukaryota; Viridiplantae; Streptophyta; Magnoliopsida; Solanales; Convolvulaceae
Source: the annotation of a GenBank genome assembly
CUAAUACACCACUAGGAAAUCGAUCUUUUGAGGCGCAUGUGUAACGGCGCAUUUACGAAAAGUGUCUGUUCCUUCUUUUUUGAAUGAAAAAUUGUCUGUUCCUUGUAUGCUUUUUUCCGAUCAGAAGCACUUGUACUAAAAGCGCUCCUACUCUUCACGGGCACAGGGCACUUAUAUCUGGCCGAUGCUAAAAAUAUCCCGACAAACCUAACUUAAAACUAGCUAAGUACUCUUAACGAGACUACCUUCGUCCCAAAUAGAUCGACGCUAACCUCUGGCCGCUCGCUUCUCCUCCCAUGUUCGAGUCGAUGCAACGCCGCCGGCUCACUGCCCGCCGUUGCUCCGUGCCUCUGUCGCGGAUUCAUAGCGAUGCAGUUCCCAGGAUUUCCAUCGGCACCGGCACAACGCCUCCAGGCUCACAGUUUCAUGGCGGCAGCGGCACAACGCCUCCAACCCUUCACGACUUGAUGGGAUCUAUCAAGAACAAAUCGAUCAUCUUAUCAAAGGUUAUGCCAAUCUCGUUGACCUCAUCCAACCCAUGAAGUCUUUCAACUGAUCUGGUGGUGAUUAUGGCGGUGGUUGUGGUGGUGGUUAUGGUGGUGGUGGAGCCUAUGGAAAUGGAUCUGAAAACACUACUUACUAUGAUGACUAAGGUGGAUGAGAGAGAGUCACUAUACUCCACACCAAGUUGGAGAUGUUAUAAAUAUCAUAAACAGAACUACUCUUCAUCUCUUAUGGUUAUUGAUCAUGUCAACAAAAACAAGAGACAUAACACAAGCAUUCUCAUUCGACACCUUGGAUCAUCUGGAACUUCAAAGAUUCUUAUAGAUGCUGGAAUGUUCUACCAUAGCUGCUUGAGAUGGUUUCGUCUUUAUGGGUAAGUUCCUCUUCUUUUAAUUUAUUAUAUUAAUUUAUUAUAUUAGGAUCAGUUUACAGAUAGUAAAUAUGGGAUGAGAUAGUAAAAUCUGAUGAAUUAUUGAUGGUUUGGUUGAAAUGUCCUAAUGUGUUGAAUGAGCAAAAAUACCUUAAAGUUAUUGUCAAGAGUAUUUUUUAAAAAUAAAGAAAUAAUUAUAUUUCUAAAUUCUAGUUGCUCUAGGGUUAUUUUGGAAUCAAAGAGUAAAGUUGUAGAGGUAGUCAAUGUUGUUAAAAUAGGAGAGAUGGAAAAGGAGGAAAUAUAGAAAAAGAUGAUGACAGAUAGUUUGUAUAAAAUUGUUUCUAAUGCCACGGUUAGAUGGUGUGUUUAUUUUUUAAUAACAAUUGCUCAUUAUUUAUUCUAUUCUAUUAUUGCAGAUUUUUAUAUACAAGCAUUGAAGAUCAAAUGAUGAGGAUUGGUUUUGGAUCAAUGUAAUAAACUAAUAAAUAAUGGAUAUCUUGAAUCCUUGAUACUUUUUGCUUAGUUUAACUUUAUGGAUUAAAAGUAGUAUGAUUCCAGCAUUGUUUGGUCAUUGUGAUGUCAAAGUACCUUAAAGUUCUUGAAUAAUUUAAUUAUACAUUUUAAUAAAAAACCAUUUGUUCUUUCCAAGUGAUUAGUUU